Molecule: messenger RNA, 1999 nt
Organism: Mixia osmundae IAM 14324
Lineage: Eukaryota; Fungi; Basidiomycota; Mixiomycetes; Mixiales; Mixiaceae
Exons: 7
Coding region: 143-1633 (496 amino acids)
Biological process (GO): tyrosyl-tRNA aminoacylation
Cellular component (GO): cytosol; mitochondrion
Molecular function (GO): RNA binding; ATP binding; tyrosine-tRNA ligase activity
Source: RefSeq, a predicted model, not a curated record
GCGAAGAAGUGCCUCGAGCACCCACACCUGGCACCUCAGACUCGCCAACGUGCGCAUAUAGUGUCGUCGUUCCACUCGUGCCGCUGGAUCGCUUGUAGCGGGCGCGAAAAGGACAGAUCGCGUCACCAGCAACCUUGGACGAAUGCUGCAAAAUGCUGCACAGUCAUUUUGCCGACAUGCAGCCAUCAGAGCCCAGCUCCUGAGCUACAGUAGACGAUCAAUUGCUCGACAACAGAGUACCGCUGCAAUCGAUGCGACGCAAAAUGCAGCCAUCAAUGUCUUUGAUCUGCUUGAGGCGCGCGGCAUGGUCAAACAGAGCACGAGCAAUGCCGGUCUCCGCACACAUUUGGAAAAUCCCAGAAGCGUCUACUUGGGGAUUGAUCCUACCGCAGAAUCACUUCAUGUUGGACAUCUGCUCGGCCUCGUCGCGCUCGGCCACUUCCAAAGGGCUGGUCACGAGCCUAUCAUUCUGAUUGGCGGAGGAACAGGCACCGUCGGCGACCCGACAGGACGAUCGGACGAACGAAUAGCCCAAACAAGCAGUACUAUCGCCAACAACGCUCGUCUCAUCAAAGCGCAGGUUGAGGGGAUCUUCUACCAUUUCACCUCUUCACUCGAUCGUGACACCUUGCCCGCUCUGCGCGUCGUCAACAAUCGCGAUUGGCUGAAAGAUGUCAGCCUCUUGGAGUUUCUUGCUGGACCAGCAAAGUACGCUCGCGUUAGUCAGAUGCUUGCGAGAGACAGCGCGAAGACCCGGCUAGAAUCGCAGUCUGGCAUGUCCUUCACCGAGUUUACCUACCAACUGCUCCAGGCGUACGAUUUCCUGCACCUCCAUGCUCAUCAGCGCUGCACCAUCCAACUAGGCGGGUCCGAUCAAUGGGGCAAUAUACAAUCCGGUAUCGAUCUCAUCAACCGACGCUGUCGCCCAAUUGGCUUCAGCCAGGAUAUCUCUACAAACCCUCAAGCGUUCGGGAUCACCGUGCCUUUACUGCAGACCGCUGCGGGCGAAAAAUUUGGCAAGUCCGCCGGCAAUGCCAUCUGGCUCGAUCGCGAUCGCACGAAUGACAAGGCAUUUAGCGAUUUCUUUCGUCAGACGCGCGACACAGAUGUGCGGCAGUACUUGCAGUACUUCACAUUCCUGCCGUCGAGAGAGAUUGACGAGAUCAUGCAAAAGCAAGAGACACAACCAGGCUAUGCACAAGAGGUGCUCGCAGAGCAUGUCACUCGCAUCGCUCGGGGACAGAACGAACUCGACAAGGCCAAGGCCAUUAUCAACCUUAUUCAGGGUGGCUCACUUGGCAAAGAACACUUCAAGACUAUCCUGGACGCAAUCGGUCGUACGCCAGAAGAAGCCAAGCUUACCAAUGCUAUCGCAAGGACGUAUAUAGCAGGAGAUAUUAUCAAGAGAGUCGGCCAUCACAAUCUCCUGGUCAUGAGCGGUAUGGCAGAGACGAAGAGCCAAGCGCGCAAAUUCAUGGCUACUGGAAGCUAUCAUGUCAAUGGCGACAAGCUGGAGGCUGACCCCCGAACGACGAUAGCGCGGCAUCUGUACGCUCAAGGUGCGAUCACCGUGGCUCGUGGACGGAGAUCGGCUCUGCACGUCUUUGUCGUGCACCCGCCUGCGUCGACCUAAAUGAAUGCAAUUCAGAUGUGCGCAUUUUGCCUUUGGGCUUGCUUAUGCAGUUGAUGUUAGAAGCUUAGCGACCGUAGGUGGGAUUUGCUGAUGGCUUGUUGUCCAUGAUCUUGUCAAUCUCAUCCAGUAUUUCAGGCGUAAGCUUUGGCAUCAUGUCCAACGCUCCUAGAUUCUCGACAAGUUGCUCUGGCUUGGUCGCGCCGAGCAAGACUGUGCUGACAUGAUCUGCUUUCGCGCACCACGCGAGCGCAAGCUGCGUAGCGCUACCGCCGAGACGCUCAGCAACCUUCGCGAGCUCGGUCACCUUUGCGAUCUUGGCCUUGCCCGACUCAGUUUGCAACUCUUUGAUUGUGUCACUGAAGAAGU